Molecule: messenger RNA, 972 nt
Organism: Alternaria atra
Lineage: Eukaryota; Fungi; Ascomycota; Dothideomycetes; Pleosporales; Pleosporaceae
Exons: 2
Coding region: 1-972 (323 amino acids)
Biological process (GO): mitochondrial proton-transporting ATP synthase complex assembly
Cellular component (GO): mitochondrion
Source: RefSeq, a predicted model, not a curated record
AUGUCUCUCCGCAUCCCCACGCUGCGCCAUGCCCUGCGCCAGCCCCUCGUCAACCCCCGCGCCACUCAACGUCGCUGGGCUCAGGUGCAAGACAUUCGCCGCUUCCUCGUCACCCACGACUCCCAGGAGCGCAUCCUCGCCAAGUACAAGGAGAAGCUCGAGCACAAGGCGCGGGAAAAGGGUCUCAAGGACCUUGACGAGCUCAAGGAGCAGUACAAGGACAGGAUCGAGGAGCUGAGGAAACAGGCCAUUGUGCCCGGCGCGACAGGUCCCUUGACACCGCCGCCAGAAACCACCACCACCACAUCAUCAUCAUCAUCAACAACAACAACACAAGCGCCACCAAAGAGCCCCUGGCCGUCGCCCCCUCCGCCGCCCGCUGCCUCGGGCUCCCCCACCGCCCCACCACCAGGCGUCAAGACGCUCAAUUCCUUCCUCGACCUCGACAAAGUCCAGACUCUCCCCGAGAAGGAAGUCCAAGCCCUGUGGCGCCUUCGACAUGCUGCCAACCCGCAGAGCAUUCAUUUCGCCGUUCCAGCCACGACCUUCUCCCAGCUCCUCCGCAGCGCGAAACAACACCCCUCGUUUGUCCUCCCCGAACAGCCACAGACGCAGCAAGCCGCCGAGCUGCACUAUCUGCAGUUCUCCCACCCACACGUUGAUACUACCACGCUCAUGUUCACAACGCUCGCAGAGUUCAAGCUGAGGGGCGAAUUUGCGAGUCCGCACACCACCAUCACCUUCCACCAGGAGCUCGCCGAGAGCCACAACUUGGUUCUGGGACAGGGCUUGGUUAUCGAGAACAGAGGCGUAAGCGUCGACGAGGCCAGAUGGCUCGUCAUGUGCAUGCAGAAGUUUUACGUGCAGACGGAAGAGGGCAAGGCACGCAGCCAACUACUCAACAUGUUCACUCGCGGAGACAGCGCAUUUCAAGUAGAACGACUUAUAGAUGAGGCAGAGAAGAUUUUGUAA